Melanaphis sacchari is the source of this 1823-nucleotide messenger RNA. RefSeq names its product zinc finger CCHC domain-containing protein 4. NCBI's taxonomy places the organism in Eukaryota, Metazoa, Arthropoda, Insecta, Hemiptera, Aphididae. Gene Ontology annotation, biological process: rRNA methylation. Gene Ontology annotation, cellular component: cytoplasm; nucleolus. Gene Ontology annotation, molecular function: nucleic acid binding; rRNA (adenine-N6-)-methyltransferase activity. The transcript has 9 exons. Bases 470 to 1753 code for a protein of 427 amino acids. The record is from RefSeq and is a predicted model, not a curated record.
CAGUAUAAUCGUUUACACACGUGGUGUCGUUACUCUUCACUUCUUCUGUCUUCAGUUUUCACUCUUCAUUCUUCACGGACUACAAUAUCGUCGUUUCAUAUUAUGAAACUAUAUUUUGGCAUUUUGGCGUCAUCGACUGCCAUGGUCACUGUCUAUUCUAUAAGGUGAUUGCACUGUAGUGUCUUGCGAUUACCACAAUAGCCACUCUUCUACCGUGACCAGUACUGGCUUAGAAGUGCUAAGGCGCGCAGUAGUUAGUACUUAGUACUAUAGUAUAGCCGUUACUCGUUCGUCAAUUUUUAAGUCAACCAAUCAAGUAUUCUGUGUCGGAUUUGCAGUGUUCAUAUUAUUAUUAGAUUACGUUUGUGUUCUAACUUAUAAUACCUUCGAAUAAAUACCGUUUGACCAACCACAACGUUUGGCAUUAACCUGAUCGUGAUUUACUCUGCCAGUAAUUGCCAACACAAAAAUGACGGAGGAGUACAUUAAAACAGUGUCCGUUCACAUGGACAAUUUGAAUACACAUCCUCAUUGCUCUCAUGGACCAACACUAUUGUUUUCUCGAGGAUCUGACAAUAAAAAGUUUUACUCUUGCUCAGCACAUAGAGAUCGAAAAAAAUGUUCUUUUUUUGUGUGGGAAAAUCAAAUUGAAACAAUUGGACAAAAAUACAUGGAACAAUAUGAAAGAGAUCUCUUUGUUACAAAAAUGAUGAGAUAUAAAUUACAAUCCAGGUUCAAUGAUAUAAAAAAUUUAACCCCAGAAGAAAGAUGUUUCUGUCAGAAAUGUGGUGAAUUAUUUUCUAAGACUCAACGAGAGUUACAUUCAGACCAUUAUGAAAUGCUAGUAGAAGAUAUAAAUGAUUUAAAAUUAUCUCACCCUUCACAGUUGUUUAGACCACUUCAAGAAUCAAAAAGUGAAUCUCAGUAUUUUUUUACUGAAAACACUAUUGAAAUGUUAGUCAAAAUGUUUCGUUCUGUUGGUACAACUAAUAUUAUUUGUAUUGGUGCUCCUACUAUACACGAAAAAAUAUUAUGUGACAUACCUGAGAUAAGCAGUGUUUUACUUGACAUUGAUCAUAGAUACUUGCAAUUUUAUGACACUGGCCAUUUCAGAUGGUUUAACAUGUAUAACUGCCACAUACUUGAAGAAUGUGACACAGAGUUUGUGUUGGAAGACAUUUUGACCCAAGGAGAUUCUACAGCUGUAUUUAUUGACCCUCCAUUUGGUGGCAGACUUGAACCAUUAGCAUAUACACUAGAAAAAUUUGAUCAAAUUAGGAAAAAAAACAACAAGUGCAUAUUAUCAAAGUUUCUUGUAUUACCUUAUUUUAUGGAACGUUUUGUAGUCAGUUGCAUACCUGGGAUGUCAAUGAUAGAUUAUAAAAUUGACUACAUAAAUCAUAAAAAGUUUAAUAGUUCUGGGAGGAAUAAAGGAUCACCAAUUAGAAUAUUUACUAAUGUAGAUCAGUGCAAGAUAUCUUUACCUGUUGAGGAAAAUUAUAGAUUUUGUGAUGAAUGUAAUCGAUGGGUUUGCUCAGAAAAUGUACACUGUUACAAGUGCAAUAGUUGUACAUCAAAGAAUGGCCGUGAAUACAUACACUGUAACUUAUGUAAAAGAUGUGUGAAAAGAACAUGGAAACAUUGCAAAUCAUGUAACAAAUGUUGCUUAAUAGAACAUAGUUGUAUGCGAUUUCCAACUAAGGGUACAAUGAAGAGCAGACCACGUAAAAAACAUAUAUUGUCAAAGGCAUAAAUAAUACUCAAUAUUCAAAUAAAUAUGAUGUUUAGAUUAAAUUGUUAAAAAAUAUAUCAUAUACUAUUUA